This is a messenger RNA of Oncorhynchus masou masou (cherry salmon), 3377 nucleotides long. RefSeq names its product glycerol kinase-like. The record is from RefSeq and is a predicted model, not a curated record. Gene Ontology annotation, cellular component: mitochondrion. NCBI's taxonomy places the organism in Eukaryota, Metazoa, Chordata, Actinopteri, Salmoniformes, Salmonidae. Gene Ontology annotation, biological process: glycerol metabolic process; triglyceride metabolic process; glycerol-3-phosphate biosynthetic process. Gene Ontology annotation, molecular function: glycerol kinase activity. The transcript is spliced from 19 exons. Bases 147 to 1952 code for a protein of 601 amino acids.
UUAGCCACAACCGAUAGGAUUUUGUCAACGUGACUGGAAGGAUUCUCGCAUGGUCUCAGCAGGACUGCCAGGAGUGGGUAAUAUAAAGCCGACCACGGGUUCACCGGCGUUUGUAGGACUUGAUCACCACGGAUACGAACAGAAAGAUGUCCACAGCGUCUUACUCAGAGAGGAUCACAAUGGGGCCCCUGGUCGCAGCUAUCGAUCAAGGCACAAGCUCGACGAGGUUUCUGGUGUUCAAUUCUAAAACGGCAGAGCUGCUUAGUCACCACCAGGUUGGGAUAAAGCAGAGUUUCCCUAAAGAGGGCUGGGUAGAAGAGGACCCUAAGGAGAUUCUUCAGUCAGUUUAUGAGUGUAUGGAGAGGACCUGUGAGAAGCUCGGCCAGCUCAACAUAGACAUCUCCAACAUUAAAGCUGUCGGCGUGACCAAUCAGAGAGAGACUACGCUGGUUUGGGACAAAGAGACGGGGGAACCGCUCUACAAUGCCAUUGUUUGGCUGGACCUUCGUACACAGUCCACAGUGGAGAGGCUGAUCAACAGCACCCCGGGAAAGAACAAGAACCAUCUGAAGCACAAGACCGGUCUGCCCAUCAGUACAUACUUCAGUGCUGUGAAGCUGCGUUGGCUCAUGGACAACGUGGAGGAGGUCGCUGAGGCUGUCCUGACACACAGAGCCAUGUUCGGCACCGUCGACUCCUGGCUCAUCUGGUGUCUGACAGGGGGGAAGAGUGGAGGGGUGCAUGUCACAGAUGUGACCAAUGCAAGUCGCACCAUGCUCUUCAAUAUACACACCCUGGACUGGGACCCCGAGCUCUGCAAAUAUUUUGAUGUCCCAAUGGAAAUUCUACCCCAAGUGAAGAGCUCCUCAGAAAUAUAUGGUUCAAUGAACUCUGGUUCUCUGGCAGGAGUUCCCAUCUCCGGGUGUCUCGGGGACCAGUCCGCUGCUCUGGUUGGUCAGAUGUGCUUCCAGGAUGGACAGGCUAAAAACACGUACGGAACUGGCUGCUUCCUGCUGAGAAACACAGGGAUCAAGCCAGUGAUGUCAGAUCACGGCCUCCUGACCACACUGGCCUACAAACUGGGGAAGGACUCACCAGCCCACUACGCUCUCGAGGGGUCGGUGGCCAUAGCUGGCGCGGUGGUACGCUGGCUGAAAGAUAACCUGGGAAUCAUCCAAUCCUCCGCAGAGAUCGAGAAGCUGGCAGGUGAUGUGGGCUCGUCCUAUGGAUGUUACUUUGUUCCUGCCUUCUCCGGGCUGUACGCCCCCUACUGGGAGCCCAGUGCACGAGGUAUCAUCUGUGGCCUGACUCAGUUCACUAACAGAUCUCACCUGGCCUUCGCUGCUCUGGAGGCUGUCUGUUUUCAGACUAGAGAGAUCCUGGAGGCUAUGAAUCAGGAUUAUGGGAUUCCUUUGACCCAGCUCCAGGUGGAUGGAGGCAUGACCUCAAACAGACUACUGAUGCAGCUUCAAGCUGAUGUACUCUGCAUCCCUGUGGUGAAGCCGUCCAUGUCGGAGACCACAGCGCUGGGCGCAGCCAUGGCAGCAGGAGCAGCAGAGGGGGUGGGUGUCUGGAGUCUGACCCCUGGUGACCUCACAACCAUCCCCACCGACAAAUACCAACCCCUGAUCAAUCCUGAGGAGAGUGAGUUCCGGUACGCUCGAUGGAAGAAGGCCGUCCAGAAGGCCAUGAAUUGGGAGACCACGGAGCCCAUCGUCAGCAAUGGGAACGGCCCGGUCAGCAAUGGGAACGGCCCGGUCAGCAAUGGGAACGGCCCGGUCAGCAAUGGGAACGGCCCGGUCAGCAAUGGGAACGGCCCGGUCAGCAAUGGGAACGGCCCGGUCAGCAAUGGGAACGGCCCGGUCAGCAAUGGGAACGGCCCGGUCAGCAAUGGGAACGGCCCGGUCAGCAAUGGGAACGGCCCGGUCAGCAAUGGGAACGGACACCACUAGUAGGAUCUGAGCCAACACUAGGAACCGUUGAGGAUACAUAUGGAGUUGAAGAGAGGGGGAACAUGCAGAAUGUAACACCCAUCCCUCCAUAGGUCCACAUGGCACCUACAUCUGAUGGCUGUUUGGGCAUGCUGUGGACUCCCUUCCCUCCUGAGAGCAUUCCUAGUGCACAUCCUGUUGCCUCCUGUACAUGUACUCAGCCCCGUUCGCUUAGUCCCAUGGACAAGGACCUAACCUGUGAACCUUUAUCUUGGAAGAAAGGCCCAAAGAUGGAAUCAAUGGCACUCGACUGUCUGAUCUGUGAUGGAAGAGACUAAUUCUCCUGUGGAAGGAAAAAAAACAUCCAAUCGUGUCUUGUCUUCUAUGAAUUAAUUAAGCAGAUGAUAUUUUUAAUGUCUUUAUCUUUUUUGUUUGUUGUGUCAUGUGCAUUGUCAUUUUAACAAAUGGUGACACUGUACAUUUAAAAAAACGAAUUACACUGGUUAGUAAUCGAACCACCAUUGAACCAGUGUUGUGAGAAUGUUGUAGGCUACAUAUCUGUAAUGUGGCAUGGGACAACUGCUGAGAGAUGGUUUGCUACUCUGAUGAUCGUAGAUGUACCUAGUUAUAUGUGGGUCCACUUGAAGGAACCUCUGUAUGAAAAGCAUCGCAGGGUCCUUACAGCACUUUAUAAUGAUUGAUUUACGUGUGGAGUCCAUGAUAUGAGUACGAUACUCUGGGUUUUUAAAGGGACAUUUGUGUAUUUAAAAACUAAUAAUUAAAUACCGAUAAAGCUUUUUUUUAAAGGGAUCAUUAGUGGAUAAUGAAAGGUCUGUGAAACACAUUUACUUCUGAAGGUGUAAGUUUUAACUACAAAAUGUUUCGUAAAACCUAUUUUCUGUGUUUCAGUCGUUCGAGAAAAGUAUCCUAAUAAGUUUUGGUCAUGAAUUGUCUUGUCCGUAAAGCACUUUAUAAUGAUUGAUUUGCAUGUGGACUUCCUGGUAUGGGUACAAUGCGCUAAUGUAAAUGUUAUAAAUAAAUUGACAGUAAUGCUUUUUGAUUUAUUAUCAAUUGAUAAUGAAUUGUGGGGGGGGGAAUCAAUGUGAAGGCAAGAAAUAACGAAGUGACAGAGGAAUCUAAAUGUCAACUGUACAAGAUGAUCUGUUUUUGUUAUUAAUUUACCGAGAAAUGUCAACCUGUAAAAUUGUUGUCAAGAGGAAAUGAAUCUGUCCAAUGUGCGUCAUAUGAGGUGGCAGCGUAGCCUAGUGGUUAGAGUGUUGGACUAGUAACUGGAAGGUUGCAAGUUCAAACCCCCGAGUUGACAAGUGUCGUUCUGCCCCUGAACAGGCGGGUAACCCACUGUUCCUUGGCUGUCAUUGUAAAUAAGAAUUUGUUCUUAACUGUUUUGCCUAGUAAAAUAAAAAAAUCCCAAAUGGCUGCUUUUCA